Messenger RNA from Leptinotarsa decemlineata (Colorado potato beetle), 1364 nucleotides. RefSeq names its product growth hormone-inducible transmembrane protein. Lineage: Eukaryota; Metazoa; Arthropoda; Insecta; Coleoptera; Chrysomelidae. Gene Ontology annotation, cellular component: mitochondrial inner membrane. The record is from RefSeq and is a predicted model, not a curated record.
AUAUUGGCAGAAAUGGAAUUUUCCAGAAAAAGUUGAAUACUUCUGAAAAGUUGAUCAUUGGUUGUAAUUGCAUCACAUUUCAACUCGAAUAUUUCACGUCAGUCAAAAGUAUCGUCACAUCCAUAAAUUAAAUUCAAAGUGUGAGUAAACUUCUAGAUUUCCCACAACUUUUUAAAUUAUUUUAGUGUAUACAUAUUUAGAAAUUUUAACCUUACAUUAUCCCCAGUAUAUUGCUGGUGAACAUAUUAGCAUUUUUAAUUGGAAAUGGCUUUGAUGUUAGCUUCGAGGUUGUGUAGAGCCCCAGUUUUGAAAAAAUCUGGCUUCUUGAAACAAAUAAAAUUUGAGAAUGCAUCUCGAACGUUUGCAAAUGAUAGCCGAGAUGCAUUGGCCAGAGAGGCUCGAAAAAAACGAGCCUCCCUCAAAGAGAAAAUUAUGGCCCCAGCUGGUGAUACAGCUUUCAAUAUUGGAAAAGGAGCAUUAGCAGGGGGAUCUGUUUUGGGGCUCGGUGCUCUUUGUUACUAUGGUCUUGGAAUGGGAUCUGAAGUUGGAGCUAUAGAAAAACAACAUCUAUGGCCACAGUACGUGAAAGAUCGCAUCAAAACUACUUAUAUGUAUUUUGGAGGUUCGAUAGUUGUCACAGCAGCAAGUGCUUUAGCGGCAGUCCGAUCCCCAUUUAUAAUGAAUAUUGUUAUGAAAAAUGGAUUUAUGGGAAUGGCUAUCAGUUUAGCUGCAAUAAUGGGUACUGGAAUCUUGGCUCAAAGCAUUGAGUAUAAAAAAGGGUUUGGGGCAAAGCAAAUGGCUUGGUUGCUCCACACUGGCACAUUGGGUGCAAUGCUGGCACCUAUGUGUUUUCUUGGUGGACCCUUACUGAUUCGUGCUGCUUGGUAUACUGCAGGAGUGGUUGGAGGUCUUAGCACUAUUGCUGUAUGUGCUCCAAGCGAGAAGUUCCUUUAUAUGGGCGGUCCUCUAGCUAUGGGCCUUGGAGUGGUUUUUGUGUCAUCCAUUGGAACCAUGUUCUUACCACCCACUACCGCUUUAGGAGCUGGACUUUACUCCAUUAGUUUGUAUGGAGGUCUUCUACUGUUUUCUGCAUUUUUGUUACACGAUACUCAAAGAAUUAUUGCCCAAGCCGAACGCUAUCCCUCUAGCCCUGAAUUGUAUGGAGUUAAACCUUAUGAUCCAAUCAAUGCUUCCAUUGGCAUUUAUCUGGAUACCUUGAACAUCUUCAUCAGAAUUGCCACCAUUUUAGCAGGUGGUGGACAAAAUAGAAGAAAGUAAAUGGAUUUGAUAUUCUGUUAAUUUAUUAUAUUUCUAUGUAUUUUCAAAUCUGACUUUAGUUUAAUAAACUGAUGAAAUGCUGUGAA